Molecule: messenger RNA, 13252 nt
Organism: Aethalodelphis obliquidens (Pacific white-sided dolphin)
Lineage: Eukaryota; Metazoa; Chordata; Mammalia; Artiodactyla; Delphinidae
Gene: CPSF6
Product: cleavage and polyadenylation specific factor 6
Exons: 11
Coding region: 73-1842 (589 amino acids)
Molecular function (GO): RNA binding
Source: RefSeq, a predicted model, not a curated record
AGAUCCGCUGCUGCUGCCGCGGCGGGCGGACCUGCAGGAGGUAGCGGCGGCGGCGGCCGAGGCCGAGGGAAGAUGGCGGACGGUGUGGACCACAUAGACAUUUACGCGGAUGUGGGCGAAGAGUUCAACCAGGAAGCUGAAUAUGGUGGGCAUGAUCAGAUAGAUUUGUAUGAUGAUGUCAUCUCUCCAUCUGCAAAUAAUGGAGAUGCCCCGGAAGAUCGGGAUUACAUGGAUACUCUCCCACCAACUGUUGGUGAUGAUGUGGGUAAAGGAGCAGCACCAAAUGUUGUCUAUACAUAUACUGGAAAGAGAAUUGCAUUAUAUAUUGGAAAUCUAACAUGGUGGACAACAGAUGAAGACUUAACUGAAGCAGUUCAUUCUUUGGGCGUAAAUGAUAUUUUGGAGAUAAAAUUUUUUGAAAAUCGGGCAAAUGGCCAGUCAAAGGGGUUUGCCCUUGUUGGUGUUGGAUCUGAAGCAUCCUCAAAAAAGUUAAUGGAUCUGUUGCCUAAAAGAGAACUUCAUGGUCAGAAUCCUGUUGUAACUCCAUGCAAUAAACAGUUCCUGAGUCAAUUUGAAAUGCAGUCCAGGAAAACUACACAGUCAGGACAAAUGUCUGGGGAAGGUAAAGCUGGUCCUCCGGGAGGCAGUUCACGUGCAGCCUUUCCACAAGGUGGUAGAGGACGGGCCCGUUUUCCAGGGGCUGUUCCUGGUGGGGACAGAUUUCCUGGGCCAGCAGGACCAGGAGGGCCACCUCCACCUUUUCCAGGAAAUUUGAUCAAGCAUCUUGUUAAAGGAACUCGGCCUUUGUUCCUGGAAACUAGGAUUCCAUGGCAUAUGGGGCACAGCAUAGAGGAAAUACCCAUUUUUGGCCUAAAAGCUGGACAGACUCCACCACGUCCACCCUUAGGUCCUCCAGGCCCACCCGGUCCACCAGGUCCUCCACCUCCUGGUCAGGUUCUGCCUCCUCCUUUAGCUGGGCCUCCUAAUCGAGGAGAUCGCCCUCCACCACCAGUUCUUUUUCCUGGACAACCUUUUGGGCAGCCUCCAUUGGGUCCGCUUCCUCCUGGGCCUCCACCUCCAGUUCCAGGCUACGGCCCCCCUCCUGGUCCACCACCUCCACAACAGGGACCACCUCCACCUCCAGGCCCCUUUCCACCUCGCCCACCUGGCCCUCUUGGGCCACCCCUUACACUUGCUCCUCCUCCGCAUCUUCCUGGACCACCUCCAGGUGCCCCACCACCAGCUCCACAUGUGAACCCCGCUUUCUUUCCUCCACCAACUAACAGCGGCAUGCCUACAUCAGAUAGCCGGGGUCCACCACCAACGGAUCCAUAUGGCCGGCCUCCACCAUAUGAUAGGGGUGACUAUGGGCCUCCUGGAAGGGAAAUGGAUACUGCAAGAACACCAUUGAGUGAAGCUGAGUUUGAAGAAAUCAUGAAUAGAAAUAGGGCAAUCUCAAGCAGUGCUAUUUCAAGAGCUGUGUCUGAUGCCAGUGCUGGUGAUUAUGGGAGUGCUAUUGAGACAUUGGUAACUGCAAUUUCUUUAAUUAAACAAUCCAAAGUAUCUGCUGAUGAUCGUUGCAAAGUUCUUAUUAGCUCUUUGCAAGAUUGCCUUCAUGGAAUUGAAUCCAAGUCUUAUGGUUCUGGAUCAAGAAGACGUGAACGAUCAAGAGAAAGGGAUCAUAGUAGAUCACGAGAAAAGAGUCGGCGUCAUAAAUCCCGCAGUAGAGAUCGUCAUGAUGAUUAUUACAGAGAGAGAAGCAGAGAACGAGAGAGACACCGGGACCGGGACCGGGACCGCGAUCGAGAGCGCGACCGAGAGCGCGAGUAUCGUCAUCGUUAGAAGUAUAUACCCACAUUUUACAUGGUUCAACUACUUGUUCUGAAUUUAAUCUUCUGGAAACAUCUGGGAUAAAUGACAGGUGAGUAAUAACAGGUAAACAUUUUGACCUCUUAUCCUUAAAUAUUGUGUUGCUUGCUUGAGCUACAGCUUUUAGGUUUCAGGUUGUUAAUGGUCCUAAGAAAUAAUCAAGAGGACUCAUUGUCUACUUCUAAAAAUCUAAAAAUUGGAAUUCUCUUAAUCACAUACAUAGUUUUCAUGUGAUUUAAAAUAUAAAAUAUAGGGAGUUAAUUCAUACUAUAUAUAGUAUGCUUGGACUUCAAAAAAUAAAGUUUCUUUCCUUGAACUAACUUUAUUUAUCCCUAAAAAUUUUAAAGAAAAUCUGACAGUAUAAUAGUUUAUAAUACAGGAAGAAUAUAGGAGGGUGGUUUCUCAGCAUUGAGAAAAACUUUUUUUUUUUUUUUUUUUUUUUUUUUUAGAAAAGACACUUUUCCUGCCAUCUGGGUUUUGUUUUUAAAAGAAAAGAAACAGUAUUCUUUAAUUUGCAAAGAAGAUAAGAAAGUUACUCAAUUAAAAUGGAUUCAGGGUAUUCCAUAUAGAGAAUUUUAAAUUGUACCAAAUCAUACAUCCCAGGUUAGAAUAACCUUGAAAUAAUUUUCUUUGAUGUUUCAUUCAUAAACCAUAAUCAUUGUGUCUUUUUUUUCUGUAUUUUAAAACUAUUGUGUACAUUUUUCAUAAAGCGGGAAGAGUUGUCUGUUUAUACUUCAUUUUCACGUGUAAUUUUAUUUUUAUAUUUGUGAACAGCGUUUAUUCAUGUGAAAAGUGGGGAGAGGGCACUAUAAGGCUUGUGCAUGUGACACAAAGGUUAUUCUGUAAACAGAUUUUUUUUUUCUUCAUAUGUUGGUGGCAUAUCCAAAAUAAAUUAGGCUAAAACAAACCCCUUAUUGGUAAUUACUCUUUACAUGAUUAUUUUCCAUAAAAUAAAAUUGGGAAAUAUUGAAAAUUCAAUUAUGGUAAUUGUUAGUAUUUAAAUUGUUAUGGGCAAAAUCAAAGGAUUGUAUGUAAUUCUGUGACAAAAUAACAGUUUCUUUAGAUAUAUUUUAGCAAACGAGAUCCUUUUUAAGUAAUAUUACUUAGAAAAUAAGCAUGUAAGUCUUAUUUUUAUGGUACACAAAUAACCUAUUACAUUAUACAGUUUUAAGGGCUUUUUGAAGUAAAAAGGCAAGUUUUAAUACUUUUCCAUGCAUUUUGAAUAUAUAUCAAAACCUUAAUUUUAAAAUAGUUCUCCAUGUACUGUAUUAUAGAACUUAACAUAAAUAAUUCUCAAAACAUUAUUUUAAUAUGAGGCAAAACUUUUUAUUUUUAAAACUAAGCUUAUUGAAAUUGAUACUGUUUUUGGAUGUAAGAACUGAAUGUUGUAUCAUGUAAGACUAAAUACUAAAUUUUAAAGAUGUAGCCCUCUGCCUCUCCCACUCCCGCCCACCCCACCCCCCAGUUAUAGAUCUGAUCCCAUCUUAUGAAAAAAUUCUCAGUGCCCAUCAGUGCUUAAGGUGAAUUGUGGCCAACUUAGGGAAAUGUUUAACGUAUAUCAGCCAUUUCAUUUAAAGUAAGGUACAGGUCCUUCAAUUUAUAUUUUUAUUUAGACUUCGUCAGUUAUCAACAAGCUUCUAGUUACUGAAGUCAUGAUAAUGGAACUUGCAUACAUUUUCAGUUAUCUCCAAGAUUGGAUAUGCCCAUCAAGGGCAUUCUGAGCCAGUUUAUACCCAAAGUUAAUUAACAAGUCUUCUUAAUGGUUUUAGCAUAGUUAAGUAAACUCCUUCUGAAAGGUCCAUUGUUAAUUUUAAAUACUUUGAAUUAACAUUACAUUCCGGUAAUGGGUACACCUAACUAUAUCAUGGUUUGAGUUUCAUUACGUUCAGACAUUAACUAUGAAUUCCUAACUUGCAAACUAUUGUUGACAUUUUUUCUUAAUCACUGAUGUGUACCAUACCAAAAUUCCCAUGUUUUGUUUGUGCAUUAAUCAGAAUUGAGUUGUAAUAUUGUUAUGUGCCUUCAUCCAAGCAAAAUUUUACAUAAGCAUUUCCAGUGCAAAAAAUUCUGUUAUCCUGGAAUAUUGUACCUUUGCUAUACCAAACAGUAUUUAUUGUGAACAUAGAUGUGAAUAAAUGGGUAGGGACUGGGAUUAAAUAUAUCUGAGUGAAAAACUUUUUUGAGCAAAUAAAAAAUAUCUGCACAUUUAAUCACCAUCAUAAUGAGGUCUAUUGACCUUUUUUAGAAGUUUUAAAAUAUGAGUCCUUUUGAACUUUCAUGUAAAUCUUAAAUGGACUGAAUGGAAUAAGAGUAACUUGGAAGCUAAAGUGAAUGUCAGUAGUAAGUCUGUAUGCAAAUAAAACAAUAAUGUAAUCUAUUAUUAAAGUGAUGAUGAAUGGCUAAAAGGGCAAGUUCUUAAUUUAACUGGAAACUUAAAUGAUGUUGGCAAGCUGUUAAUGUCUGUCCCAUCUUAAUUUUUUUGUGUGUUUGAACUGUUGGUAAUGUUAAUUGCAUUCUCUCAUUUUAAAAAUGUAUUAGUUUUUCUAAAAGCAUUGAAUAUCUAAGUUCAAAUAUAUAAUAUUUUAAUGGGAAUAUCGGUAUUGUAAAUUUCAGCAUGUAAAUAUAUUGUGCUUCAUAUUCUGUAAUUUCUGCCUCUAUUCUCAGACCACUCUGAGCAAAACAAAAGUAGUUCAGUGUUUUAAGAUUAUAUGCUUUUUACAGAAAUAAUUUUGUUUUCAUAGUUGUUUUCUUUUGUGUUCCUCUUAUUACUUGCUGGGAACAACCCAGCGAUUUCUGUUAACAGUUCCACUUUUCUUUGUAUACUGAAGAGUAAUGAACUGAAAUUAUUUUUUUAAAUACUCUAUUCAUGCUUUUCCUCUCUCUGACACAUGAUGUUUACAUUCUCACAUCAUUAUCCAUUCCUUUGAUUAGAUUUUAAGCAUCAUAUACGGGCUAUAGGUUAAGUAACUAUACUUUCCUUUGCUGUAUGAUUACUUUUCUCCUUUCACAAAUACCAUGAUCUUAGAUUUUGUUGUCAUUGCACAAGAUUUAGGGUGUUUUGCAUUCCUUAUUCAAUUUAUAGCUUUGCAUUAAUUUGGCAGGGGGAAGCCAAAAGAAUCAAAAGUUCUUGCGUAAAUGUUAAGAUGCUUUUAUCUCCUCAAGAGUUAAUGUUACUUCGAGUCUUAUGUGAAAAUUAAAUUCUUCUAAUCAUCUGAUGAAUGAUACGGGUGGUAAUGAGAUUUAAAAAUUAUUUCUGCAACUCUUAAGUCAUCUGAGAUCUGACUAAUACUGUCCAGCCCUGUGUUUAUUGUUUCCCCAUAUAUCCUAACCGCUUCAUCUGGAUAUGCCAGCUUUCAUUAUUUUCACUCUAAUUUUCCUUGCUUUUAGUAUUAUUUGCAAAACCUGCCUGACUACACAGUUAUGUUAAUUAAAGUGAGAAGAGGGUAAAAAGGGAUCCUAGAAUGGAUGUAUAGUGUGUGUUUUGCUCACUGUGGUUUAAGAAUAUGGUUUUGUUUACAAAUGAUUAAUGUUCCCUGUUUAAAAAAUAAAAAUCAGUGCCAAUGUGAGUCACCUUGAUCUCUCACCUUCAUCUCAGUGUGAAACUUACUACCAUUGUUCUAGUUUGUAAAUUAGAUUGUUUUGAAUAAAUAAUGAUUUGAAUGAAUAGUUAGCAUUGUUUAAAGGAAAUCUAAUAACCAAAAAAGGAGUAAGGGUGUCAUAUAUGCUGUCCAAAUUUACUACUUUGCCUUGGUGGUAGCAUGUUUUAACUCUCGCAGUGAAAUCUAAAUCACACAGCAGCUUAUUUUGAAAUGUCCAUUUUGUCAAAUUUUUUGGGCAAAGCUGGGUAUUCUUUAACUGUGAAGUUUAUUUCUACUAUUUAGUGAACUGCCUAGAGCAACAAUCCUGUAUAUGUUUUAUAGUGUAAUGAAAUGCGUUAGUUAAAAUGAGGUAAGUACUAUCUGCAGAGAUGCAAAGAUGAAAGUACGAAAUGUUUUGGUAGUAGGGAGUUUUUUGUAAACAUCUACAACAAACAGGAUUUUGUAAUAUGUUCUAGUCAAUGCAAGAAGGGAUUUUGAUUUUAAAGAGUUCACUUGUAUUUAGAUACUUCUAGUUCUUUUGCCCACUUCAUCUCCUUUCCUCUCAUUAAGAAAAAAGUGAAUUUUAUUAUACUGCAUUAAUAAAAGUAUAUCUCUAAAAUUAUAUUAGAAUCCUUCUUAUUCAGUGUAUUAAUGUGAAAACCUGUAAAAGAUCCAUAUCUAAUAUAUAUUUGAAUCUUCUACCUGAAAGGUGAAUUAACUGAUACCAGUAAAUUUGCUUGGAUAAGUUUUCUAAUAGAAACACUUGUAAUUUGAGUUGUUAGUAUUGACUUGAUCUUGCAUUAUCUCAAAAUGCAGGUGCUUCUCUGUAUUGAAAUUUUAACUUAGUGCUCACUUUAUAUACUUCAUUAAAGAGCCAUAGAUUCCAUCUGUCUUAGUUUUUUUAACAACUGCUUACAUAGAUCUUCCUUCUAUAACUGAUAGCUAAAGCAAGAAAUUGUGUGGCUUUGACAUUACAGAUUUGACCACAUGGUAUUCUGAAAACAUGACCGUUGAAUGUAUUUGUCACUUUAAGCUUCUUUUUGAUAUCUGUGUUUAUGUAGAUUUCUAUUUAGAAACUUGAGACUAUAAUAUGGAAUUGGGUUAUUGGAAAUGGGUUGUAUUGCCUUCAAAUUUGCUUUUUCUUUUUUUUUUUUUUGAGAUUGUAAAAUUUUGUAUUUCCAAAUGGAUAAAUGUAAAGUGUUUAGAAAUAGAAAUAAAAGCUGUCAGAUUAUCCCCCAGAUUUUGUCUGUAUGGUGAAAAUUAGAGACUUAUUAAUAGUAAAGAUCUAUCUAUAAGACAAAAGAUAAGUGCAUUCAUCCUAAAGAUAUGUGUUGUAAUUUCACAAUAGGAUUCUCUACCUAAAAAAUAGUAAAAAUUCUCCAUUAGAGUGAUAUAAAAUUGCAGAGUAUGCCAUGUUUUUUGGAAGGGUUGGGUAUUUUUGUUUUGCUCACUGUGACUUAAUUUUUCCCUCUUAUUUAAAUCCCUUCCAGCAUGAUAAAAUAACUAGGGAGAUAAACAUCUUUUUGCAAUAAGAUUUAUGAAUUUCCCAUUAAUCUAUUUUUUCAGAUUAGAACAUAUGCCUUGUCUCUCUUUAAUACUUCAAUACCAGUUUUUUUACGUAUAUUGCAAAGUAGUAAAGAUAAAAUGUGUGAAGCUACCUUUCUAGAUUUUUUCCAUGAAAUAAUUCCACCAAAAGCUUUAUCAGCAUAAGAUAAAAUACAUGAAAGGUAACAUUAGAAAUGGCUUAGUAUCUAUUUGAAAAAUAUGGGCAAAUUAAAAACUAUUUAAAAGUCCAGGAUUAUAACAUCUGCUUUUUCAUUUUGUAGUUGUAAAAUUUAAGUUUUUACUGCUAGGCAGUGUGAAUGCGUAUGUGUACUGAUGCUCUUAAGAUGCUUACACCCUAAUUGAGGAGGAAAGGACAUAGAAGAAGAUUUAUAGUUGUGACAGAAUAUUAAUUACUCUUAAUUGUAGAGCAAAAAGUAUUUUUCAGUUACUUUUAUGGAAUACUAUCACUAAACAUUGUGCCCUUUUGCCUCUUACAUCAUAUUAUUGAAACACUCUCUUGGAAUUUAUAUUUUAAAUAUCUGGUGUUUCAAGUGAUCACUUAUAUCCACGUUACCUGAAUGUUUCUUUUGUGAACCUCUACCUGAAGUUUGCAUAUUUAUGUACUCCUGAAACUUUAGGUUAUCUCAUUUAUUGGGGUUUUAUUUCUUUAUGUGAGUUUUCAAUGAAAUUUAUCAUUGUAGAUUCCCAUUUAGCUUGUUUCGGCUUAGUUUAUAUAUUUACAUUAGAUAUUUCAGUGUAGGUGGAAUAGAGGGACAGUAAUGUUAUAAAUUUGUAUAUGUCUAAAGAUUUGUACGUGGAUGUCAUAUUUAUUUAAAUGUGCAUACUGAGCUUAUAUUUAUAAAUUUUGUAACAUGGAGGACCGUUUGAUUUAUAACAUUUGCAGAAGUUCCUGUAUGUCAAAUAAAUACAACUAAUCUGUAAAAUAAUUUAUUGCAUUUAUAUUCAGUUCUCAUUUAAUUGUUUAUGAGUUAUAUAGAAUUUAUGUGGGUGAAUGAUAAUAUUUACAUUAAAAUCAUCCAAGUGUUUUUCCAUUUAUUUUUGUAGUACGCAUACUUUAGAAAAUGACUUAUAAAUGUUUCCAUCUUCACAGAAACAGUAGCUGCUACAUUUUCAUUUCCGUUUCAGUCAUUAAAUUUAUAAGGCAAUAAUAUUUAAGAAGAAUGAAAUCAGAAUGUCUCAGUUUUAAUCACAUACAUUUGGGAGCCUUUCUCCAUCACAAAGGCAGCUACUGUUUCAGUUAAUUCUUAUUUUGUGUUAGAAUACAUAACAGUGAAGUAGAUGCACGACUUGUGUAUGUAUAGUUAAGCCAGCAUUUUUCUGUGUAUUAUGGGGAAUAGCAAAAUCUACAUCAUAAAUUUUGACACAUUACAGCUGAAGGAAGAGGAACACCUUCCAAGACAAAACAGUCUUCAUGGGGGAAAAAUGACGCUUGUCCAGCAGUUUGCUUCUUGUGAUUGAACUGAACCUGUAAGGAUUCAUGGAUAAAAUGAACAGGAAUAGAUCUGAAUAAAGCAAAUCUGCAUAAAUGGUAACCAGUAGCUCUACUUUUAUUUUUUAUGUUGCUUACCUGUUUUAUUUGAAGGAAACCUGUGUGAUUUAAAAAGUUAUAGCUUUUGCAACUUUAUUACUGGUUAUAUACAUUUGGCCAUUAUAAUGUGCAAGCAAUUGGAAAAAAACGUCAAGUAAAUGCUUGUUUUAUAGUAGUUUGUUCUUGUUAAAAAUGUUCAUACGAUAAUGUCUGUAAACAGCACCACUUUGAUUACAAUAGAUGUAGUGUUGUAAUAAACUGUUUAAUGGGGCUGAUGUGUAAAGCUGUUCAAGUUAUUUGAUGUUUACACCUCAGGGAAAGUCUUGUGUUCAGCAAUAUCUAAAGAUAAUGUUACUAUGACAUUUAUACUGUCCUUUAAAAAAACAUUGCAAUAGCAUUUUUGGAUAUGCAUCAAUCUAAUCUUGCGUUCAGUGAAUUAAACAUACUAAUUAAGUGUCUCUUGCCCUUGAUUUUGAUAUUAGAAUAGGUGAUUACAUGGGUAUUUAAUAUUUCUAUAUUCUGCUUUUCUAGCUGUUUUUACCUAGUUAAGCUUGUGACUUUGCUGAAUGGUAUGUAAACUUGUAAAAACUGAAAUUUCACAACAUAACAACCCAGUCAUUGUGUUAGGGGUCAACAAAGGUUUUGUGGUUUUAACAUUUUAGUAAAAACCCACACGUGAUUUGCUACAGUAAUGCAGCUUAAUUACAACACAGGUGUACUGAAACGCUUAAUUGUAAACUGCUAGCAUUGAAGAAAUAUUUUGACAGUUCUGAUUUGAUGUGGCAGUUAUUAGCUAUUUUAUAUUGAUAGUGCUUAUGGUUUAUUGUUGAAGCCAUGGGCAACGUAAAUAUAGGCAGCCGUGCAGCAGACAAAUGUGAGUAAAGAAAGCCUUAGUUUUAUUUUCCAGUUACAGGAAAUAGAUUUCUGAAGGGUGUGAUGUUUAUUAACAUUGGGUUGUAUUCUCCUAUAUGUGUAAUAGGAGAUUAUAGGUGUACCGAUCUCCACAGUUUAAGGAGUUCUGUGUAUUCAUGCAACCUAUUAAUUCAUGCUAAAGUUAACCUAAUCAAAGAUUUUUUUCAAACCUGCCUUGCAUAUAAGCCCACAUUAAAAGCACCUGGCUAGCAUGUGUUCUUAAUUGUAAAAUUAGCAUAGGCAGAGUGUCAAUUUGAUUAGACAUUUUUAUAGAAAGUUCAUUCUGAAUCAUUACUUCAGAAAUUUGAGUUAAAAUCCUUAAGCAAGUUAAUAUGUUUUUUAAUGUUUUUAAAAUCUGAUUAUCUUUGAGAGAUCUUCUGAUAAUACACUUCCUUUUUUUUCUUUUUUUAAACGUAUAGCCAAAUUUUAGGACGUUGCUUGUUUAGGCACCCUAAAUAUUAUGUAAGUGCAACCUUAGAAGCCCUCCAGAGAACUGCAGUUCUUUACUUUCAUGUUGUCCACCAUCAUACCAGUUCUUGCAGAAUUAGCUGUUUUAAAUUAUCCAUAUUAUUGCCAGCUUUAUUUUUAAAACAUUUUGUGGUUAGAGUAUUUGUGCAUGGAAUCAUUGGUGUUUGUCAGAACUGUUUGCUCUCAGAAAUGAUUUUUUAAGUGUUCUAUCUUGUUGAAAAUGCAGUUGCCUUUUUAACAUUUGAGAGUUGUAUCAAAAUCAGUUUUCUUGCUUUGUGUAUAGAUGUUGUUAGUUUUAUUUCUUAGAUUUUUUUUAUAUUACAAUGCUGUAAUGCGAAGAAGUAUGGACAUAAAUAUAUUACAAGGGAAUUAGUUAAUAGUAAGCUUAAAAGGUAAGUAAAUGUCCAUAAGGAUACAAUUUUCUCUGAACAAUUUAAAAAUGGGAUCAUAAAAAUCUUAACUGUGCUUGAACUUGAAAUGAAAACUGGAAAUUUUGUACUAAUUAAAUCCUUCAUUUACCUUUUCAUUUUUUUUUUUUUUUUUUUAAUCAGUGGAACCGUUUAAUUGCUCAUACUAUAUCACUCUUCUCCCUACUUGGCUGAUCUCAUUACGUGACUUUUGUUGCAGACAAUGUGAGUGUACUAGAAUUGUUUGCUGUUAGUGUAUUAUAAAUGUUAUCAGAAGGGAAUAACUUUUUGAUUUGACCAGUUUUUGCCAAGUCUUUCUCUAUCUGAUACAUGAAUAUAUAGCAAUGAAGGUGAAAAUGCAAGCUAUGUUUUAUUCUUCAUAUCCCUUUUUUUUUUAAUGGGCUGAUGUUAUUUGAAAAUUUUUUUAAAUGUUUAAAAACAAUCCAAAGAGAUAAAUCUCUACAUAGACACCAAAAAAAGAGUCCCAGAGAUCUUUUCAUUUCUUCUUAAUAAUAAUUAUAGUGGAUAUGAAAACAAAACUGAAUUUAAUUUUAAACCAUAGCACUUGUUAGUGCUAUGCCAUCACAUUCCUUUCAGCCAGUAAAGUUACGAAUGAGUGAUGCAGCACCUGAAUGGUAUUGCUUUUGAAGCAGUACUUUGAAUUGAAUGUGCUGCUUUUGGUUAAUGGACAUAGGUUUUGGAAAGGAUAUUCCAGUAUAAAUUUAUAAGUAUUUAUUUUGUCAAUUUUUAUAAGCAAGAUUCGGAGUAAGUUACAGUGGCUAAUGAUCAUAGUUUAGCCCAUUUACCUAGAAUAUUCUUAAGCAGUUAACUACAAUUUGGAGUUCACAAAAAACUUAUAGAUUGUAGCUUAAGGUAUUACUUUCAGUUAAUUCUCCUGUGGAGAAUAUUGCUUUGUUUUCUACUAGUUUAAGGUCAGUUCUUAAAAUAAACAUGGAGAUUUUAAUGAAUGUUGUAUAACAUUUUGUAGUGAGGGGGAAAAUUUGUUGGAAGGGUAAAGACUUUCUUUCCCUUAUGUAUUUAAAUGUGCCAAUAACCUAAAUACAUACUGUUUUAUACAAUGAGAUGCUACUACAAGACUUUCUGUUGGCGCACUCUGACAUUUUGGUUUUCAUACCUGAAUGAUCAUUGCGUUUUCUGUAUCUUGUAAGAUGGCUUCACUUUUGUGUUUUAAGCUUCAGCUUGUUAUUUUAAGAGGAAGUUUAUGUUCUGUUUCUUUACUGAGAAUACAGUAUUGAGAUCCUAGCUGUUUUACAGAUAACUGCCUUUUAAAUUUUAUUCAUUAAGUUCAUUUGCAUCCCAUAGCCAUCUGUAAUAUUUCCCAUAGUUGUAUGUACUUUAAGUGCACGCUUACCCAUUGUACACAUUAGACAUUUUUGUGCUAAAAUAUAUUAAGUGGGAUUUUUGUAGCAAAGUAUUUUUCUGUUUUUACAGUGUGUGUGUGUGUUGUUUUUUACGUUAACCUUCAGUUUAAACACUGGUGUAUUUUAUUUUUUAGCAACUUGACUCUUAGAAGCCUUAGACUAAUUUUUUAAUAAAUAUUCAACCAAAAAUUAUAAAUUUAUUAAGAUGUGGCCUUACAUAUAGCAUUCCUUAAUGUUUGUAAUGUGAGAUUUUUGAUUUAGAGAACUCAAAAGAUUCAGGAUUAAAGUAUCUUAUUGUAAGUUGAAAUAGAAAAUGUGUUAAAAUGUCUAAAAUGUCUAGGCUUCUGGGAGGAAGUUCUUAUACUCUUCUUUCUUGGUAUUAGAAAGAAGCAAUAUGAAUUUCUAUGAAUAUUCAAAAUAUUCAGGCAGUUGUAUCUUGUUCAGAUUGAUUUAGGUUUGUCUUAACCAAUUUCUUUAAAAUUUCAGGUUGUUGGCAUUCACUCUGAGUAUGCAGCUACCAUGGUUUUUGUAUGGGACAUAUAAACACUUGGUUAGGUAUAGACAGAUGUUAAUAUUUUAAAGACUUCCUGCUAUAUUAAUUAGCAUAUUGUAAUGGAAGUUUUUUAAAAUGUUAGGUGGAGUUUAAUUGAAGUCACACAAAUCUUGAAAUGGUAUCUGCAGAUAAUAAAUACUACGGAGAGUUUUUCCUGUGGGAGUAUCCUAAAACUCCGCCAUGGGUGUAAAUGUUUUACAUUAAUUUCAUAAUUGGACAGACCCUGCAUUUAGUGAAAACAUUUCAUUUUGAAGAUGUGUUCUUUUUGUCUCAUUGUUACUGCGUAACACUUCUCAGCAUUCUUUCUGUAAGUUAAAUUAUUUUAAAAUGGUGAAUUCGUGUUUAUUUUUUUACUUUGAAAAUUGUAGUACUCAGGUGGUAUUUAAUGGGAAAGGAUCCUUUGGGGUAAAUCAUAAUGUAUUCUAAGGAAUGCAUCUAUAACAUUGACUUUAGCCUUAAAGAAAGGUCUAUUAUUCCUUCUUCCUCUUCAUUCCAUGGUAUAUUAGCAAAGUAGUUUACAGCCUUGUACAGCCUUACAAAGUUGUUUUACAAUUUUUAAUCGAAAGCCCUUAACAAAAAACUGUAUCAUAUUACCAGUAUACAUGCAUUACUGAACCAUGGUUUGUAAAUAAUUUGACUAAUACCAGAAGGCCAAAGAAAGUCUUAAAAUUUUAGCUAUUGACUCUAUGGUGACUUCACAAUAAGAUUUCUGUGCAAAAGGUAAGGUGAUAUUUGAUCAAAUAAACAUCUUUUUGGUGUCCCUGAGAAGUAGACUUCCAUAUUCGCUUCUAUUAAAAAGCUUAUCCCAUUUUAUUAAAAUGUUUGUAAUUGCAAUUUUGUGUUUAAUGUUUACUUUCUGUCUUUUCUUUCUUUAGCAUUUAGGUGACUGUUCAGCAGUUUGCUAUAUGGCCAUUGUUGGCCUUUAAACUGCACUAGUAAUGAGCAUGGUAUUUAUCUUGUAUUGAAAAUAAAACACAGUUUUUAUAAUA